AUGAUUGCAGUUGCUCGAAAAUGGAUUAAAGAGUCAUUGAUCGACAGGCUGGUUGCGCAGCAAUUAGCUUAUCGAAUAGAAAAAACGGUCGAAGAUCGAGUAACGACGCAGCUUUGUCGCCAGAAGCGCCCGCAAAUCAUGAGGAAGAAACAGGAGUUCUCACGAUUGGAGCGAAAGAGAAGAGCCGAGCUGGCCAAGACGGAGCAGGAUGAAUUGGUGGACAAAAUAAAAAGAAGAGUAGUUCCAACAAAAUCGUCCUCGUCAGAAUCGCCCUCAUCAUCAUCUUCUGAAUCGGUGACGUUGUCAUCGUCGGCUACGUUGUCUGCGUCCGCGACGUCUGCGUCGUCUAUGACGUCUGCCACAUCUGCGACAUCAAUGCCUUCGCUUGAAAUUUUACAGGAUGAGGCAAUGGAUUUGUUAACAUUAUCGUCAUCAGCAACGUCAACGUCAUCAUCAACAGCAACGUCAUCGUCAUUAUUAACAGCAACAUCCACAUGCUGUCAAAGAGAAGAAGCGCAAGUUGAUGUGCCACUCGAUUUGACUACUACUAUAAGUAAUAAUAACUACUAUAGAAAUAAAGAAAUAUUCCGUUGGUGA
Messenger RNA from Phymastichus coffea, 597 nucleotides. RefSeq lists its product as uncharacterized. The record is from RefSeq and is a predicted model, not a curated record. The coding region runs from base 1 to 597 and encodes 198 amino acids. Lineage: Eukaryota; Metazoa; Arthropoda; Insecta; Hymenoptera; Eulophidae. The transcript has 3 exons.